UGUCAUGGCGGCCGGCGCGGCGGGCGUGCGGCCUGUGGGCGGCUCCGGGCCGCGGGGUGCGUGCGGGCGGGUCCUGUCGUGGGAGGGAGUGCUGCGGACGUUAGGCCCCGGGAGGCGUCUGUGCUGAGGCAGCUUUAACCGGCGGUGCCCGAGGGUUGAAGUUUCCUGUGGAGGCCUCUUGGAUGGGGUUGUGGGGCCGGGCGGCGCCGGCGCUGCGCUGCUGCGGCCUCACCUGGCUGUAAGAAGGAAGAAAGUUAUCGGAGAGCGUCCGAAGGAGGGCAGCGGGGAGAGGGAAAAGAAGAAAGGGCGACACGAGGAGGGGCGGCUGAGGGCCCUCGAUUUGGUUGGCGGAGGGGCGGCGCUCAUCUCUGCUUUCUGUGGCACAGGAAUGGCACGGAGCUGGGCCGGGGGUCCGGCCGUGCUCGGCCCCGGGGGCGGUGGGCUCAGCCCUGGACUGCCGGAGCUCAGGGAACAUCGGGACGCCGCUCUCAGCCGUAGGGUUUGGGUGGUGCCGGGGGUUGGACCCGGGGAUCCCUGUGGUUCCCUACCAGCUCGGGAUGUUCUGUGGUACUUGGAGGUCCCGUGCUGCUGGUGUCCGUUACUGCCUGCCCUCUGCUGUGUCGCCGCUAGGUGGGCCCCGAGUCCUUGCUGCUCUGCAGGAGGCAGUAGUAGAAGUUGAGCUCUAGUUUCCACAAAUGAAUGGGGGAAGAACGAGGACUAAAUGAGAUGAGAGAUCCUUCCGGUGCCCAGCAGAGCCAGCUCCACAGCGGGUUAAGUGAACCGUGCAAAGUGAAGGCAAGGAAACUUUGGGCAGCGCCAUGCAGUGGGCAGAUCAGCUCGCUGUGGUGCGGGGUGUUGGCUGGGACAUGUCUGUGUUGGACCAUAACAUUUCAGGAGGAUGGGAGUGUGGUUAGUGUGACUGUUGAGUGCUCCAGCAAAACCGCUUCCUUGUGCCCUGGUUUCCCCUGCUGCAGAGAGGUGCUGACAGCCCACCUCUGCCUGCUGCAAUUCCUGUGUCUUUCAUUCACCACCUGGAAUGGCAAACCAGAGCAUGUUUUGGACUCACUAGAGUCUGAGGUUGGGGUCCAAUCCCUGCCUGCAUCAGUGCGAUGUGCUCAGCCCCAGAGACCCUGCAGCUACAGGAUGAGGACUGAGCUGAGCAGAGCACACCAAACGAAGCUGAGAUCCUACAAAGGGAGGAGUGUAACGGUGUGGGCCAUGUGUAGAGAUUGCAGCAGUGGGUUGUGAGAUUCUGUAAUGCACAGGGGCACGGAGGCAUUAUUUCCCUUUUAUUACAGGUUACCACAAACCACCGCUAGCAAAUAAAUGUAAUAAAUAUAAUUUUUAAAAGGCGGAUGUAUCUGGAUAGCAACUUCUUAUAGCCAUCACCAGGAAGUGUGUGUGUGCAUAUAUGUGUAGAUAGCUCACCUUUGCAGCUACACCCAUCAAGGGGCCUCAAGAAUAUUUCUUUGGGAAAGUGCCCUACUGGCUGGAGUCCUGUUGUCCAUUUCACCCCAAAAAUGUGAUUUAACUGCAUGUGUUCCCCUGGUUGCCUGGCUUUCCUUGCUGGCUGGGGCACUGGGGAAAGAGGUGACAACGGACAAAAGCACUUUUCGUUUGGAGAAGAUGAGCCUGGUGCCCGCAGCCGUCCCCACCCCCAGCCCACUCAGUGGCAUGCGAAGCACUCGCCCGCCUCGCAAUGAGCCGGGUAAGGAAGCAACAGCUGCUGGGGUCCUUUUGCUGCCUCAGGAGCUGCGACAGCACCCGGGAGCCAGGGAUCUAAAUUUAAAUCUGUGCUUUGUGUGCUGUGCAUGCGAACGCAGCCUCCAGCCCCCAGAGUCCGGCUCCUCUGAGAGGGGGAUCUGGAGGAGCUCUGGCUGGCUAGGGCUGGGGGCUCAGCCGUGGGGUGAGAGGAGGAGAAACAGCGUGGGGAGAACCACCAUGGAGCCUGCGUCCCACCAGGAUGAUGCAAAGAAGAGGCAACAGAAGGAGAAGUCCAAGAAACCGGUGCCACCAGUAGCCCCUCGGCCAGCCAGGGCUCUGUUCUGCUUAACCCUACAGAACCCACUGCGGAAGGCAUGCAUCAGCAUCGUGGAGUGGAAACCUUUUGAGAUCAUCAUCCUCCUGACCAUCUUCGCCAACUGCGUUGCCCUGGCCAUCUACCUGCCCAUGCCGGAGGAUGACACCAACGUGGCCAACUCCAGCCUGGAGAAGUUCGAAUAUGCCUUCCUGAUCUUCUUUGCCAUCGAGGCCAUGCUCAAGAUAAUAGCUUACGGGUUUCUGUUCCAUACGGACGCCUAUCUCCGAAAUGGCUGGAAUGUGCUCGACUUCUCCAUCGUGUCCCUGGGGCUUGUCACCAUGACCCUGGAGCAGAUCAAUGCAAAGGAGGGAGGGUCUCUGGGAGGGAAAGGUGGCUUUGAUGUGAAGGCCCUGCGAGCAUUUCGUGUGCUGAGACCUCUGCGCCUGGUGUCUGGAGUGCCAAGUCUGCAGGUUGUCCUGAACUCCAUUAUCAAAGCCAUGGUGCCUCUGCUGCACAUCGCGCUGCUCGUCCUCUUCAUGAUCAUCAUCUAUGCCAUUGUGGGGCAAGAGCUCUUCAAGGGCAAGAUGCACAAGACCUGCUACUACCUUGGGACAGAUGUGAUUGCCACAGUAGGGUCAGAGAAGCCAGCCCCCUGCACAAUCUCUGGCCAUGGGCGUCACUGCUCCAUCAAUGGCACCGAGUGCCGAGGUGGCUGGCCGGGACCCAACAACGGCAUCACUCACUUCGAUAACUUUGGCUUUGCCAUGCUGACUGUCUACCAGUGCAUCACCAUGGAGGGCUGGACCGAAGUGCUCUACUGGGUUAACGAUGCCAUUGGGAAUGAAUGGCCCUGGAUCUACUUUGUCAGCCUUAUUUUGCUUGGUUCCUUCUUUGUUCUCAACCUGGUGCUGGGGGUGCUCAGUGGGGAGUUCACCAAAGAGCGUGAGAAGGCCAAGUCACGAGGCACAUUUCAGAAGCUGCGGGAGAAGCAGCAGCUGGAGGAGGAUCUGAAGGGCUACAUGGACUGGAUCACCCAUGCAGAGGUGAUGGACAGUCACCGGACCAGAGGAGAAGGUAUGAUGCCGCUGGAUGAAGGAGGGUCGGAGACAGAGAGCUUGUAUGAAAUCGAGGGCAUGAACAAAUGGAUUCUCUACUUCCGGCAGUGGAGGCGUUGGAACCGAAUGUUUCGUAGGAAGUGCAGGGAUGUGGUGAAAUCCAAGUUCUUCUACUGGCUGGUCAUCCUGCUGGUGGCACUGAACACCCUCUCCAUUGCCUCUGAGCACCAUUUCCAGCCCGAAUGGCUGACGAUUGUACAAGACAAUGCCAACCGGGUGCUGCUUGCACUCUUUGUGGCCGAAAUGCUGCUGAAGAUGUACGCGCUGGGCCUGCGCCAGUACUUCAUGUCCCUCUUCAACCGCUUCGACUGCUUUGUUGUGUGUGCGGGGGUCCUGGAGAUCAUCCUGGUGGAGCUCAGCACUUUGUCACCCCUGGGCAUCUCUGUGCUGCGCUGCAUCCGGCUGCUCCGCAUCUUCAAGAUCACCAGGUACUGGACGUCACUGAGUAACCUGGUGGCCUCUCUGCUCAACUCGGUGCGCUCCAUUGCCUCUCUGCUCCUCCUUCUCUUCCUUUUCAUCAUUGUCUUUGCCCUGCUGGGCAUGCAGCUCUUUGGGGGCAUGUAUGACUUUGAGGACAUGGAAGUCCGACGCAGCACAUUCGACAACUUCCCCCAGGCCCUCAUCAGUGUCUUCCAGAUCCUGACUGGAGAGGACUGGAAUUCAAUAAUGUACAACGGGAUAAUGGCUUAUGGGGGCCCAUCCUUCCCCGGCAUGCUGGUCUGCAUCUACUUCAUCAUCCUCUUUGUCUGUGGGAACUAUAUCCUCCUCAAUGUCUUCCUGGCCAUUGCAGUUGAUAACCUGGCUGAGGCUGAGAGCCUGACCUCAGCUCAGAAGGCCAAAGCUGAGGAACGCAAGCGCCGGAAGAUGUCCAGAGGUUACCCAGAAAAGUCUGAAGAUGAAAAACAGAUGUUGGCAAAGAAGCUUGAGCAGAAGGCGAAGGGAGAAGGGAUUCCCACAACAGCCAAGUUGAAAGUGGAUGAAUUUGAAUCCAAUGUCAAUGAAAUCAAAGAUCCCUACCCCUCCGCAGACUUCCCAGGUGAUGAUGAGGAGGAUGAGCCUGAAAUCCCCCUGAGUCCUCGGCCGCGUCCUCUGGCAGAGCUCCAGCUGAAAGAGAAGGCUGUGCCUAUGCCUGAAGCCAGCUCCUUCUUCAUCUUCAGCCCAACAAAUAAGUUUCGGAUGCUGUGCCACAGAAUCGUCAACGCCACUUGGUUCACCAACUUCAUCCUGCUCUUCAUCUUGCUCAGCAGCAUCUCCCUGGCAGCUGAGGAUCCCAUCCGAGCCGAGUCGUUCCGCAACCAGAUUCUUGGAUACUUUGACAUCGGUUUCACUUCUGUCUUCACUGUUGAAAUUGUCUUGAAGAUGACAGCAUACGGUGCUUUCCUGCACAAAGGCUCCUUCUGCAGGAACUCAUUCAACAUCCUCGACUUGCUGGUGGUUGCUGUGUCCCUUGUCUCCAUGGGAUUCGAGUCCAGCACCAUCUCAGUGGUGAAGAUCCUCCGGGUUCUGAGGGUGCUGAGACCUCUGCGAGCCAUUAACAGAGCGAAGGGUCUGAAGCACGUGGUCCAGUGCGUGUUCGUGGCCAUCAAAACCAUUGGUAACAUUGUGGUCGUCACGACUUUGCUGCAGUUCAUGUUUGCCUGCAUCGGGGUGCAGCUCUUCAAGGGCAAGUUUUACAGCUGCACAGAUCCCUCCAAGCUAACAGAGAAGGAGUGCAGGGGGCAUUUCAUCAACUACGUGGAUGGGGACCCAACACAGAUCGAGCUGAAGGAGCGGGUCUGGUUCCACAAUGCCUUUCACUUCAACAAUGUCUUCUCAGCCAUGAUGUCGCUUUUCACUGUCUCCACCUUCGAGGGCUGGCCAGAGCUGCUGUACAGGGCCAUUGACACAAAUGAUGAGAACAAAGGCCCUAUAUACAACUACCGGGUGGAGAUCGCAAUGUUCUUCAUCAUCUACAUCAUCCUCAUUGCCUUCUUCAUGAUGAACAUCUUUGUGGGCUUUGUCAUUGUCACCUUCCAGGAGCAGGGGGAGAGCGAGUACAAGAACUGCGAGCUGGACAAGAACCAGCGCCAGUGUGUGCAGUACGCUCUGAAGGCUCGCCCGCUGCGGCGGUACAUCCCCAAGAACCCCUACCAAUACCAGAUCUGGUACGUGGUCACCUCCUCCUACUUUGAGUACCUCAUGUUCUUCCUGAUCAUGCUGAACACCAUCUGCCUGGGCAUGCAGCAUUACAACCAGUCUGCAGAAAUGAACCACGUCUCAGACAUCCUCAAUGUGGCCUUUACUGUCCUCUUCACCCUGGAGAUGAUGCUCAAGCUCAUGGCCUUUAAAGCCAAGGGCUACUUUGGGGACCCCUGGAAUGUCUUCGACUUCCUCAUAGUGAUUGGCAGCAUCAUCGAUGUCAUCCUCAGCGAGAUUGAUACUGUUCUUGCAUCCAGUGGUGGAUUGUACUGCCUUGGCGGAGGCUGUGAUAACAUUGUAAAUAUCAGCUGCAUGUGCUUGCAGUGGCUCCCUUCCCCCUUUGCUGCCCUUACCCUUGCCAGCCUUCCUGUGGCCAGCACGUGCACGUGUCCUGCAUGUCAUGAAGACACACCAAGCCCUGCUGCUUUCCCCUGGUGUGCAGAUCUCCCCUCUUGGAAGCCCAAGUGCCAAGCUUCAAAAAUGGGUAGAGCUUGCCUGUCGGGGGCCCACGUGCAGCACUGGAGGCUGGUGCAUCCCUGUGCCCCUAGUUGCCCCCAGGGAAUCUUCUUGGGGGUGCCAGGGUGCUGGGCACUGGAAGAGGCUGUCCAGAGAAGCUGCGAGUGCCCCAUCUCUGGAGGACUGGGGACCCCUACCCCCCCCAGAUCUGUUCCUCUCUUGUCUGCUGUCCUCUUCUGCCUGCAGGACCCAGAUGACAACUCCCGUGUCUCCAUCACUUUCUUCCGGCUGUUCCGGGUGAUGCGGCUGGUGAAGCUGCUGAGCCGGGGAGAAGGUGUCAGGACCCUGCUGUGGACCUUCAUCAAAUCCUUCCAGGCUCUGCCCUAUGUUGCCCUGCUGAUCGUGAUGCUGUUCUUCAUCUAUGCUGUGAUUGGGAUGCAGAUGUUUGGGAAGAUUGCCAUGGUGGAUGGAACCCAGAUCAACCGAAACAACAACUUCCAAACCUUCCCACAAGCUGUGCUGCUGCUCUUCAGGUGUGCCACGGGGGAGGCCUGGCAGGAGAUCCUGCUGGACUGCAGCUACGGGAAGCGGUGCGACCCUGAGUCCGACUACGCAGAGGGCGAGGAGUACACCUGUGGCACGGGCUUUGCCUACUUCUAUUUCAUCAGCUUCUACAUGCUCUGUGCCUUCCUGAUCAUUAAUCUCUUUGUGGCCGUCAUCAUGGACAACUUUGACUACCUCACACGUGACUGGUCCAUCCUGGGCCCCCACCACCUGGACGAGUUCAAACGGAUCUGGGCCGAGUACGACCCCGAAGCCAAGGGCAGGAUCAAGCACUUGGACGUGGUGACUCUGCUGAGACGUAUCCAACCUCCCCUGGGCUUUGGGAAGUUCUGCCCUCACCGUGUAGCUUGUAAGCGCCUGGUGUGCAUGAACAUGCCCCUGAACAGCGAUGGCACUGUCACCUUCAAUGCAACACUCUUUGCGCUGGUGAGGACAGCCCUCAAGAUCAAGACAGAAGGUAAUUUUGAACAGGCCAAUGAGGAGCUCAGAACCAUUAUCAAAAAAAUCUGGAAGCGAACCAGUAUGAAGCUUUUGGACCAGGUCAUCCCACCUAUUGGAGAUGAUGAGGUGACAGUGGGCAAAUUCUAUGCUACUUUCCUCAUCCAAGAGCAUUUCAGGAAGUUCAUGAAGCGCCAGGAGGAGUACUAUGGGUACCGUCCCAAGAAGAACCCUGUAGAGAUCCAGGCUGGGCUGAGGAGCAUUGAAGAAGAAGCCGCUCCUGAAAUUCAUCGAGCCAUCUCUGGGGACCUGACUGCUGAGGAAGAGCUGGAGAGGGCAAUGGUGGAAGCUGCCAUGGAGGAGGGGAUCUACAGGAGGACGGGCGGUUUGUUUGGCCAGGUGGACAGCUUCCUGGAGCCAAGCAGCCCCCUGCAGCCCCACAUGGCCAGCCAGAGGCCCCUGCAGUUUACAGAGGUGGGCAGCGAAGACCUCGACUCCCCCGUCUUCCUCGACGACUUCCCCCAGGAAGGCAACACCAACGUCAACAACGCCAACUGGCUGCAGGGGUUGGAGUACGAGGAUGAGGUGCUGAGGAGAGCAGUGCUGGCAGCACCCAGGCCUCCAGCGCGGGAGACUGACCUCCCCAUCCCUUUGGAAAGGUUGCGGCGGAGACGAGGAGCUGCCUCUGAGCAUCACCCAGCAUCGGGGCAGUGCCUCCAUCCCCAGCAGGGCAGCACAGUGACAGCAGCAGCAUCCAGCUCAGAACACCGGUGGCAUGAAAGCACUGACACAAACAUGUCUUCCACCCCUGCCAUCACCUUCCUCAUUCAAGAGGCUCUGAUCUCUGGGGGCCUUGCAGCUCUGGCCCGCGACGCAUCCUUCGUUGCAGUGACCAGGGAUGAGAUGGCAGCCAGCAGUCAGCUGGAGGUGGAUGAAGUGGAGAAAGCAGCAGUGGAGCUGCUAAAGGAAAGAGAAGCACUGUGGGACACAGAAAGCAGCUCUGUCCUCCGGGACACCUUGGCUGCAUCAGAAGUCAGCGCCCCAGGGCUCAGUGUGGCCACAUCCCAUCAGACCAGCUCUGCUGCUCGCCUGUGAGCUGCCUGCCAUGCAGCCCCAUGGGUACAACCAGAUAACAGAGCAGUGCUGCACCUCUCCCCAUCUUUGCCUGUGGGGCUGCUGGGCUCUGUCUGGCCGCAGGAGGCUUUUUGGACUGGGGCUGCAGGAUGCUGGUGACAGGACAGGGUGAUGCUGUGCCAGAAUGGUCUUUGCAGGAGCUGCACAGAUCAUUAAAGUGUCCCUGCUGUGUGACUCCGUGGGUUCCCCUGUCCCCUCCUUCCUCUGCUCUCCUGGCUGCAGGCUGCUGCCUGCCUGAGCUGGCAGAGACUCAGACCAGCUGAGGGAGGGAGCUUUAAGAAGAGCUGGCAGUGGUUAGUGGGCAUGGUGGGGAUGGGCCAGCAGUUGGACUCGGUGAUCUUAAUGCACUUUUCCAACCUUAAUGAUUCUGUGAUUCAUGUGGCAGUCCCAGUCCUGGUCCUGAGAUCUUUCCCCACUCCCGUGUGCUCCUGCCUCAGUCAGUCACUUUAAG
Molecule: messenger RNA, 8356 nt
Organism: Lagopus muta (rock ptarmigan)
Lineage: Eukaryota; Metazoa; Chordata; Aves; Galliformes; Phasianidae
Gene: CACNA1S
Product: calcium voltage-gated channel subunit alpha1 S
Exons: 43
Coding region: 1627-7866 (2079 amino acids)
Biological process (GO): calcium ion import across plasma membrane
Cellular component (GO): voltage-gated calcium channel complex; membrane
Molecular function (GO): high voltage-gated calcium channel activity
Source: RefSeq, a predicted model, not a curated record